Condylura cristata (star-nosed mole) is the source of this 527-nucleotide messenger RNA. It is a transcript of the gene AAMDC, whose product is annotated as adipogenesis associated, Mth938 domain containing. The record is from RefSeq and is a predicted model, not a curated record. Gene Ontology annotation, cellular component: cytoplasm. Bases 120 to 488 code for a protein of 122 amino acids. Gene Ontology annotation, biological process: positive regulation of fat cell differentiation. Lineage: Eukaryota; Metazoa; Chordata; Mammalia; Eulipotyphla; Talpidae. The transcript has 4 exons.
CCAGAGGAGGAGUGCCGGGUCGGUGGGGCCUGAAGACACCAAGGUGAGAGGUAAAGUACGGAGCCGGUUAAGAUAGCAACGAAGCGAAGAAAGAGAUUUGGAUUUCAGUUAAGUUCCUUAUGACUUCGCCUGAAAUUUCUUCCCUUUCAUGGGGGCAAAUGAAAGUUCAAGGUUCUUCUAAAACUUAUAAGGACUGCAAAGUGUGGCCAGGAGGCAGUCGGGCUUGGGAUUGGAGAGAAACAGGAACUGAGCAUUCUCCUGGUGUGCAGCCAGCAGAUGUGGAGGAAGUUGUCAAGCAGGGCGUGCAGACCCUUGUGAUUGGCCGAGGGAUGAGUGAGGCCUUGAAGGUGUCUCCAUCAACUGUGGAAUACCUCAGGAAACAAGGCAUUGAUGUCCGGGUCCUCCAGACAGAGCAGGCAGUGAAGGAGUACAAUGCCCUGGUUGCCCAAGGGGUCAGGGUGGGAGGAGUCUUCCAUUCUACCUGCUGAUGGAGCCUUAAGGAGAGAAUAAAUCACUAAGCAACAGUG